UCCCUGCCUGGGAGCCUCGACGGAGCGCUUCUAAGCAAAGCCUGCUGGAGCCAGGUGCGCGCUUGGGGCUGCCCCUGGCUUUCCUUGUCACUUACCCAGCAGUGAAAAAUGGGCUUCCGAUGUGCUGGGGCCAGUCAUUAGAUUAGGCGCAGGAGCAAUAUAAGCUGCACGGGGAGAGGAGGGGACAGUGGAGCCCGGCCCGGCUCGGCUCAGCCCGGCCCCUCGCGCGGCAGCUCCACGCUCUGGCCCCGGCCGCGCGGCGCCCGCUGCCCACCAUGGGCGGCGGCCGGGGCGCCUCUCUCGCAGCUCCGGGCAGCGCCCCCGAGCCCCGUCCCCGGGCCUAGCCGCAGCCGCCGGCGCCAUGGGGGGCGGCGGCGAGAACAGCAGCGCCCCGAGCGCCGAGGGCGAGGCGUGGGCGGGGUCCCCGUGCGACGAGCGGCUCUGCAGCUCCCUGCCGCUGCCCGCGCUCAUCCCGGUCACCGCCCUGUGCCUCGGGCUCUUCCUGGUGGGGGUGGCGGGGAACGUGCUGACCCUGCUGGUCCUGCGGCGCUGCCGGGAGCUGAAGAGCACCACCAACCUGUACCUGGGCAGCAUGGCCGCCUCCGACCUGCUCAUCCUGCUGGGGCUGCCCUUCGACCUCUACCGCCUCUGGCGCUCCCGGCCCUGGAUCUUCGGCCCGCUGCUCUGCCGCCUCUCCCACUACCUGGGCGAGGCCUGCACCUACUGCACCAUCCUGCACAUCACGGCGCUCACCGUGGAGCGCUACCUGGCCAUCUGCUUCCCGCUCAAGGCCAAGGUGGUGAUCACCACGCGCCGGGUCAAGGCGGUGAUCGGGGCCCUGUGGGCCUUCGCCCUGCUCUCGGCCGGGCCCUUCUUCUUCCUGGUGGGCGUGGAGCAGCGGGACAACCAGACCGACUUCAGCCGCGAGUGCCGGCUCACGCCGCUGGCCACCGAGUCCGGCCUGCUGGGCGUCAUGCUGUGGGUCACCACCAGCUACUUCAUCCUGCCCGUCCUCUGCCUCAACGUGCUCUACGGCCUCAUCGGCAGGGCGCUGUGGAGGAGCAAAGUCCGGCCCCAGGGCCCCAACGCGGCCCUCAGGGAGAAGGGGCACAGACAGACCAUCAGGAUCCUGGCUGUAGUGGUUCUGGCAUUUAUAAUUUGCUGGUUGCCAUUCCAUGUGGGCAGGAUCAUAUUUAUAAACACUCAGGAUACCAGCAUGAUGCUUUUCUCCCAGUACUUUAAUAUAUUCGCUUUGCAGCUUUUCUAUCUGAGCGCAUCUAUCAACCCAAUCCUCUACAAUCUCAUUUCAAAGAAAUACAGGGCAGCCGUCUACAAACUACUGCUCCCACGCAGAUCUGGAAAAAGGGCUUUCAGUGCUACCCGAGAUACUGGUGGCUACACUGAGACCAGCGCUAGCAUAAAAAAAGAGUACAUAACCCCCUUCUGAGACUGCUUCACAGAUGGACUUUUAGAGAGAUAAUCUAUAAUGGAAGGGCAGUUAAUUCUAGCAUUAUAGUCAUAAAAGACUAGAUUUUUGUUUUGCUAUUUGUGGAGUUUUAUAAUUCUUUGUAUUUUUUCUUAAUAUUUGUAUUGAAUAGGCAACUUAGAAUCGUGAGACUGGCAUACAACUAGUGAAAGGCAACAAAAUAGCAAAGGGCGAGGUGACGUCAAUUACCCAGAAACCCCAUUGUUAACUUAUUACAUGUCAAUCUGUAAAAAUUGCUAUGUACAAUUUUUAGGUCUGUCUGUGAGAGACAGUGCCAAAUAUUGAGGUUGUUCUGUUUGGGUUUGAUAGCCACGGAACCUCCAAGAGCACCUUUGCCCUUUUGAAAUUGAUUUCUCAUUAACAAGAUCUUACAAACUAUAAGGCCCCACUGCAAGGAGCUCCGUGCAGGGGUCCAUCCAUGUGAGUGUCCUGCAAGAUUGGAGUUUAAGAUUUUAGGGUCUAAUUGUGCAAACAUGAGUAACUUUACUCACAUGAAUAGCGUCACCAAACUCCCCCAAGUAAAGUUGCUCAAGUGCAUGCUUUUUUCCAGGAUCAGUUCCUUAGGUAUGACCUGUACAAUUUAAGGGGUCUCUAAUUUAUAUAAUAUGGACCAAUCCUCUGUAAUAAUUUUAAUAGUAGUGUUGUUCCUUAUUAAAUAUAUGCAAUAAUUAGCUCACAUUAGGUUAACUUUCUAGUUGUAACUGAGACCACAAAUUUUAAACCCAGAUUAUAAAACUAGACGAUUUAGUGAGGAAUGUGGUAGUGUCAGGCAGAGCUAUAGGAAGACAAGGUAUUGUUAUCUGUGGAUAGUCAAAGCAUAUUGCUUAUACAUGAAGAGCCAAAUUCUUCUUUCAGCUACAUUGAUGUAAAUCUGGAACAACUCCACUGAAACCAAUGGAGUUAAACUGCAUUCACAUCAGCGUAAUUGAUCAUAUGGCUAUACUUUAAUUUUAGUUGUGUUUUAACACAUUAGUUAACCCGUGUUAACUAUUGUGGUUCUGUAUCCUUAGUGUAGUAACACGUGUCCUGUCUAUACUAAUGUUUACAAUGGUAUGAGUGGACAUGUUAAAACAUGACUAAAAAUUCCAGCAUAGACUCCCUGAGCGUUUGACCCAAACCCCUCCCAGGCGUUAAAAUUCUCAGACAAAACCCUUAGUUUAACGAAAGGGAGCACUGGCUGGCUAGAAUAAAGGCCAUGGGGCAGAGGAGCCAGUUAGCUCAUGGCAUGCCAUUCACAUACAGCCUUUGCUUUGCAGCAACUUCUCACCACUGCAAGGCUGGGUUUUUUUCCGUUUCAAAAUGUUAAAUUAACAAAAGAACAAAGAAUAUUUGCUAGUUUGUGGGUUUGGUAGAAGACGUCAUUUUCUCCUGUGAACUUUGUAAAUAAAUAGAUGUAUUUAAAACAAAGCCUUGUGACAUUGAUUUGUGAGCUUCACUAGUCUGAUACUAAUUUGUCUAAUCUAGAUCAGAUAAUCCCACAUUGUGGUCUGCUGAGAGCUGGCAGGUUACAUGGUGCUAGCACCUCCUCUUCAUUUCCACUUGCUAAAUGUUAUUGAAAGACCUGCUAAAAGCACUUUAAAUACUUCCUCCAUGUUAC
Molecule: messenger RNA, 3083 nt
Organism: Dermochelys coriacea (leatherback sea turtle)
Lineage: Eukaryota; Metazoa; Chordata; Testudines; Dermochelyidae
Gene: MLNR
Product: motilin receptor
Exons: 2
Coding region: 362-1447 (361 amino acids)
Biological process (GO): G protein-coupled receptor signaling pathway
Cellular component (GO): plasma membrane
Molecular function (GO): G protein-coupled peptide receptor activity
Source: RefSeq, a predicted model, not a curated record